Messenger RNA from Carassius carassius (crucian carp), 3143 nucleotides. Its product is annotated as actin filament-associated protein 1-like 2. Gene Ontology annotation, biological process: regulation of interleukin-6 production; regulation of mitotic cell cycle; positive regulation of DNA-templated transcription. The transcript has 19 exons. The record is from RefSeq and is a predicted model, not a curated record. Bases 171 to 2735 code for a protein of 854 amino acids. NCBI's taxonomy places the organism in Eukaryota, Metazoa, Chordata, Actinopteri, Cypriniformes, Cyprinidae. Gene Ontology annotation, cellular component: cytosol. Gene Ontology annotation, molecular function: SH2 domain binding; SH3 domain binding.
CGCAACAGAGCGAGAGCUGUAGAAGAGGAGAGGAUAACAUCGCAUCUCAUCACAUCAGAAACAGCUUGAGGAAUCAGGACUGUCCAAGUAAUCUUGACAGACCAGUCUUGACCCAUCUGCUUCAUAUAAAGACAGCAGACAGUUGGGAAAGUCUUCUUCGCGUGUGAAAAAUGGAUAAGCACAACGUGCUGGAGCAGCUGUUGGAGAAUUUGCAGAGGUUCCUGAAGAUCCUGGAUGGAGAGAAGCUGAGUUUAAAUGCCACAGUACAGAAGGGCUUUCUGGCAGAGCUGCUUCAGUCGUACAAGUCUUCCAGUGCAGGAGGAGAUGAAGAAUACAUCUACAUGAACAAGGUCACUGUCACAUGUCAAAACCAAGACAAAACCGACAGAGACUACAGACCAGAAGCCAAUGGGGAAGCAUGUAAACACAUCCCUGUGAAGAACCCACCAGAGCCUCUUCCUCCCAGACCAUGCAACAUGGGAAGGGAGCCAUUUCCUCUUCCACCAAUUCCUGCUUCUGCGUCUAUAGAGCCUGAAAGUUACUAUGAAGACCCACAACCCUAUGAUCCUAUAAGCAUCAAUGAAGAUACAGAACCCUUGAGCAGUUCGUAUGAGUCCUAUGAUGAGGAAGAAGUGACGAAGGGGAAGUCCACAGCGCAACACCAGUGGCCGUCUCCUGAGGCAUCCAUCGAGCUAAUGAAAGAUGCACGAAUCUGUGCCUUCCUCUGGAGAAAGAAGUGGCUUGGCCAGUGGGCCAAACAGCUGUGUGUUAUUCGUGAACAUCGUCUCUUGUGCUACAAAAGCUCAAAGGAUCAGACUCCACUGCUGGACAUCAGUUUGCUGGGCUGCAGUGUUGUCUACAAAGAGAAACAAACUAAAAGGAAAGAACACAAGCUGAAAAUAACCCCACUGGGUGGAGAGGCCAUCGUCCUGGGACUGCAGAGUAAAGAGCAGGCUGAACAAUGGCUAAAGGUUAUUCAAGAAAUUUGUCCGAGAAACACUGCAGGAUCUUCUGAUGUAACUGACUCUCCAACACUCAUCUGUACUAAGGGAGAGCAGAGCGAGAGAUACUCAGUGGCAUCAGAGAGUGGAAGCAGCACAGACAGUCACACAGAGAACCUGGAGAGCAAAGAUGUCAAGAAGAAAUACGGCAAGUUUAGUAACCUUAUGAACAUUGGAAAAAAGAAGGUUUCCUCUUUGGAAAGUCCAGAGAAGAAUGUGGAUACGUCAGGCUAUCUUAAUAUCCUGGUGAACACCCAGUGGAGAAGCAGGUGGUGCUCAGUGAAGGACAGGCAACUUUGGAUCUACAAUGACAAAAGCAAGAAUAAAGUGGCCCAGCAGCCACUGUCUCUGGAGGGGUGCAUGGUCCUGCCAGAACCCAGCCCUGAGCACCUGUAUUCAUUCCGCAUCCAAAUCGAUGGAGAGGAGCUCGCAACCCUAGAAGCUAAAUCCUCCACUGAUAUGGGCCACUGGCUCGGGCUCAUACUGUCACAGACAGGCACCAAAACAGAUCCGGAAGAUCUCACGUAUGAUUAUGUGAACACUGAGAGAAUAUCCAGUAUUGUCAACGCUGCCAAGACGUCCAUGUAUCUAAUGCAGAGGAGGUAUUCGGAGCCCAACACAUACACAGACAGCCCUCCGUCAGACCCCCAUAUGUGUGAGGACAUAUACGAUGAUGUGCCAUCCACAGACAACGAACAGGAGGAGGUUCCAGAGGUUCAGAAUGGCAGCGAGGAGGGAACGGCAAGCGGCGAGGAGAAUGGGAAGGACAGAGUGUAUCUGGAUCUGGUCCCGGUUCGCUCCUUCCUGCACACGAGCUCGGACAGAAUGUCACUUCAGACGUCCAAAACAGCACAGACAGAGCUCAGUCCCUCAUCUGCAUCCCAGGAUGAUCAACUACACUCCAAAGAGCCUGAAACAAGAGAUACCUCAUUACCGAGCAGCACAGAGAACAUGGACCCUAAACCUGUUGCUCCUAGAGAGGACACAGACACCUCUCCAGCCCCUGUCCAAACUCAAAGAAUCAGUUUCCUUAGUCAUGAAAGCCAAAAGAGGGCCUCUCCCACCUCACAGCCAUCCCAACCCCAAACUCUACCCCAGACGUCUGCACAGACGCCCCAGACUCCGCCCACCUCCAGAGGAAGAGCUACCAGCACAGACAGAUUUCUUGAUAAACUCAGGUUCUCUCCAGCAGCAGGCCCGGGGGCAGGUGAGGUGAAAUUAGGGAAGAACAGGACGGAGGCUGAUGUGCGGCUGUACUCAGAUGAGAGAGACCGGCUGGAGCGAGAGAGAGAGGAGGUUAAAAACACUCUGGCCACCCUGAGGAAAGACAGACGAGAGGUGAAAGAGGAGCUGAGCUCCUGCCAAGACCCCACUCGGCAGGCCUCUCUGGAGGCUCGUCUGAAGCAGAUGGAGGAGACGUGUCGUGAGGCGGAGCACCGGCGAGUGGAGGUGGAGCUUAGCCUGAUGGAGGUGAAGGAGAGUUUGAGAAAAGUGGAAGCAGGACCCUUUUCACUGGGCACCACAGUAGAUAGCAGUCUACUGGAAACUUCAACGCCCAAGAUAGCACCUGUAUCCAGCCCUGCUCCAAAUACACCCAUCAGCAACACCAAUAAUGGAGAUUCACCCAUCAACUCCACCACAGCGCUAAAGAACCGACCCACGUCCACCAUGGCAUCCAGCAAAGGAAACGUUCUGCAGAAGGCCAAGGAAUGGGAGAAAAAAUCCACAACCUAGUGGAAGGGAAUAGAGAGCGCAAAUGGACUUUUUAGCCAAAGCUCAAAGGACUGCUAAGGCAAAUGCUUCAGGCAGAGAGGAAGAGAGAGAGAGAGAGAGAGAAAGGAGGGUGUGUCCAGUGACCUGCAGGCUCCGCCCCUCUGAAACAUCUGCCUCCACUAUUCCCUGCUUCUCUGCAUUCAGAGGUUGAGAUGGUACUCACGAAGCGAGCUGAUCCAAGACAAUAUUUUCUGUUCCCUGCCAAAUAACGCCAUUGGAUGACAAUAGAUUUUAAAUCUAUAUAAGUCAUUUUUAUGUAAGAGGAAGGAAGGGAAUAACUGAAAUAACUCUUCCAGUGGUGUACACAUUAUGGAUGUUUCACAAGCUUGAAAAGAGACCAAAAAGCUCAGAGAACCACUAUUUUUUUAA